AUUCACCCAACCGGGAAGCUCUUCGUACUGUCUGAUGGGAAAGGAAAACACACGACGGUGGAGCUGAGCGACCCUCUAGAUGAGGAGAUCUCAGGAGUUAUUGAAGUCGUUGGAAGAGUAACAAAUCAAGCAACCAUCAUGUGCAUGUCGUAUGUCCAGUUCAGAGAAGAUAAAAGUCCAUUUGAUCUGGAACUAUAUGAUGAAGCACUAAAAAUUAUUCAUGAAUUCCCUGAAUACUUCCCAUUUGGCACUGGGAGGAACACUUGA
This is a messenger RNA of Nestor notabilis (Kea), 267 nucleotides long. It is a transcript of the gene RPA3, whose product is annotated as replication protein A3, 14kDa. Gene Ontology annotation, molecular function: damaged DNA binding; single-stranded DNA binding. The annotation marks the transcript as partial. Lineage: Eukaryota; Metazoa; Chordata; Aves; Psittaciformes; Psittacidae. Gene Ontology annotation, biological process: nucleotide-excision repair; DNA replication; base-excision repair. The record is from RefSeq and is a predicted model, not a curated record. Gene Ontology annotation, cellular component: DNA replication factor A complex; site of double-strand break; nucleus. The transcript has 3 exons.